This is a messenger RNA of Callorhinus ursinus (northern fur seal), 4757 nucleotides long. RefSeq names its product zinc finger MYM-type containing 1 (gene ZMYM1). Gene Ontology annotation, molecular function: protein dimerization activity; zinc ion binding. The record is from RefSeq and is a predicted model, not a curated record. Lineage: Eukaryota; Metazoa; Chordata; Mammalia; Carnivora; Otariidae.
GAAAAGCUGCUUCUGCUUUCAGUUCUUCUGUUAGAUUCUUCAGAAAUACUUUUUUUGUUGAGAGAUUUGCAGAAAUUAAAAUGUAAGGAGUUCUAUUUCUCUUCAUCCUUACAUAAUGUGACUUCUGAAACUUACCUUCCUACUCUUUUCAUUUGAAAUUCCCUAUAAAUGAAAUUAUAUGCUCAUUCUAUUUUAUCAUUUAACCAUAUAGGAGGCAAACCACUAACACAUUAAUCAUGUAAUAGUUAAUUUGGAUCUUCCAAGGUAUAAAAUAGCCAAGGUAUAACAUUAUAAAAUAAUGUUUCUCAUAAUGGUAAAUGAAAUUAUUCGAUCCUUUUACAAAAUUGAAUAGUCAUAGGUAAACACGGAUGGAUGUAGUCUUUUCAAGAUUUCAGUGAGCUACUGCUGGGGUUUGUAUUGCUAACUUUUUUAUAUAUAUACGUAAGGCAAUUUGGAUGCAGAGAAAGGAAGUAGUAGUAAUUUCAUAAUGAAUUAGUGGAAAAUGUCCAAAACUUUGAACUCUACCCUGAGAUAUAUAAAGGAUCAACGUGCUUUGAGACUCCUAUCGUAGUAUAAUUCUGGUUUGUUAGUACUCAUUAAAUGCUAAUGCUAAAUUUUUAAUGUUUUUGUUUCGGAACAAAGAAAACACAUAAGCCACCAGUUUUGCUCGUAAAUAUAAUAAAUUACUUUCAUAUGUCUUAUUUUGGAAACAGGUUGCCAUAAUUUGCAUCUUGCUUCCUCCAUUUACGGUUAUAUUGUACAACUCAUAGCAGCUGUAGCAAUAUCAUCUGGGAGCUUGUUAAAUAAAAAUACAGAAUCUCAGGCCUCAUCCAGACCUACUGAAUCAGAAUUGCAUUUGUCCCCAGAUGGUACAUCUAUAUGCUAAAGUUUGAAAAGCAUCAAGAACUUCUUAGUAUUACCAUUUGUUUUGUUAAAUGCACAUAAGAAUUAUGAGCAUUAAAUAAUAGAUUUAAGUGAUCAGAAUAAUACUGGCAUGUAAUAAGACCUCAAUAAAUGUUAAUUAUCACUGUUAUUCUCUUAACAAACUCACAAACCCUUUUUAUUGGUUGCUUCAGCUCCUUGUUUGGCUGCUGCUUCGGGUAUUUGUUGCUUCGAGUAUUACUCCCUGAAACAACCUUUCUCUUUGUGUUUUUUCAACCCUUCAAUACUAUGUCUUUUUUCCUUUUUGCUAAGGGCUAUAAGGCACUCUCUUCAGUCUGCUUUCUUUCUCUGCAGAAUCAUAAAACUGGAAGGGACCUUAGAGAUCAUCCAGUCCAAACAUUUUCUUUUGGUUUUGAGGAAACUGAGGUCCUGAGAAGUUAAGGUAUCAUGUUACUGUGUUUGGAGUUUACCCAUUAUACAUCUUCAGCAGAUCUCCCAGACAGAUUGAAAAGGCUGAAACAGGAAAGAUAUAGUGUAGACAUUUUAAAUCUAAAGGAUGUGAUCAGUGUCCAGCUAGAAGAUAAUACAUCUAGCAAAAAUUUUUGCAGCCAGUCUUGUCUUUCAUCAUAUGAAGAAAAAAGAAAAGCAUUUGUUACUAUAUGUACUAAUAGCAUUUUAACCAAGUGCAGCAUGUGUCAGAAGACUACUGUUAAACCAAGCAAAACACUUACAUCUGUUCCUUGCAAAUCAUUGAAGCCCUCAGAUGAAGUGAUUGAGACCACCAAUGACUUGGGGAAGACAGACCUUUUUUGUUCUAUUAAUUGUUUCUCUGCUUACAAUAAAGCUAAGACAGAAUCAUCUACAGUAAAUGUUUCCGUGGUACACGAUGCCUCAACGGAUCUCUUUUCUCCAAAGAAAGAUACAACUCCAGUUAUAAGCAAUAUAGUGUCAUUGGCAGAUACUCAUGUUUCCCUACCCAUCAUGAACUCUGAUGUCUUACAAGCAGAUACAGUUUCUUCAAUAACAGCAAAUGUCAUUGUAGAUAGUUUACCCAGUGAAUCAAGUAGUGGUGUUGCUACUGGUAGUGUUGAACAGCCAAGCCUUUCACCAUCUUCAUCAAUACCCAGUCAGCAUAUGGUUGAGUCCAGUGUAGAAGUACAAAAAGAUCAAGUGUCAAACCAAGAUGCUACAUACAAUAGGAAAUCUGUGAAAAUAAGUGAUGGACUAUGUCACCCAAAAUUUACAUCCAGAGUACAAAAAGUUAAGUCACGAAGCAUUAAAAAAUCUUGGUGUUCAAAUUUCCAGCAUUUGAAAAACAGUAUUAAAAAGGAAGUGACAUUCUGUUAUUCAUGCCAGUUGUUCUGCCAAAAAAAUUUUAGUUUUGGAGGAGAAUCAUUUGCAGCCCAAGGAAUUUCUAAUUGGAAAAAGACUCUAGAAAAAUUCAGAAAGCAUGAAAAAAGUGAAAUGCAUUUGAAGUCAUUGCAGUUUUGGAGGGAAUACCAGUUUUCUGAUGAAGUCAUCAGUGAUAAUUUAUCUAUUCAUUCAAAACAGAUUGAAGGAAAUAAAAAGUACCUAAAGCUUAUAAUUGAAAAUAUUUUAUUUCUUGGGAAGCAGUGUUUACCAUUAAGAGGAAAUGACCAAUCGAUUUCAUCUGUGAAUAAAGGCAAUUUUUUAGAACUGUUAGAAAUCAGAGCAAAAGAUAAAGGAGAAGAAAUAUUUCGAUUUAUGAGUUCACAAGUUGACUUCUAUAAUAGUACACAAAUUCAAAAUGAUAUUAUUGAAAUAAUAAAGACUGAAAUGCUGCAAGAUAUUGUGAAUGAAAUCAAUGCCUCCUCAGCUUUUUCAAUAAUAUGUGAUGAGACAACUGAUAGUGCCACUAAAGAACAGCUUUCAGUUUGUGUAAGAUACCCACAAAAAAUGUCAAAGGCUGUCUUAAUUAAAGAAAGAUUCUUGGGUUUCGUAGAUAUUGAAGAGAUGACUGGGACUAACUUACAUAGGACUAUCAAAACUUACCUGCAGCAAAUUGGAGUUGAUCUGAAGAAGAUAUGUGGCCAGGCCUAUGAUAGUACUACUAAUUUGAGGGGAAAAUUUAGUAAAAUUGCAGCAGAAUUCAAGAAAGAAGAGCCAAGAGCUUUGUACAUACAUUGUUAUGCACAUUUUUUGGAUUUAUCAGUAAUUAGGUUUUGUAAAGAAGUGAAAGAACUCCGAAGUGCUCUAAAUACUCUCAACUCUUUGUUCAACACUAUUCAUAUGUCUGGGGAAAUGUCUGCAAAUUUUCAAAACAUUUGUAAGCUAAGUCAAAACAAAACAUGCAAGAAACAUAUAUCACAAUCAUGUUGGACAGUCCAUGAUCAUAUAUUACUGUCUGUGAUUGAGGGCCUUCCAGAGAUUAUUGAAACAUUGGAAGUUGUAUCAAGCCAUUCUUCAAACACAAGUUUGGCUGAUGAAUUGAGUGAUUUGUUAAUAUUGGUUUCCAAAUUUGAAUUUAUCUUUUGUUUGAAAUUUCUUUAUCGAGUGUUAAGUGUUACAGGAAUUCUUUCCAAAGAGCUUCAAAGUGAAACCAUAGAUAUUUUUUCGUUGUCUUCAAAAAUAGAAGCAAUUUUGGAAUGUUUAUCAUCUGAAAGAAAUGAUGCCUAUUUCAAAACUAUCUGGGAUGGAGCAGAAGAAAUAUGUCAAAAAAUAACCAGUAAAGGUUUUGAAGUUGAAAGACCUUCUUUUCAGAAAAGAAGAAAAAUUCAGAAAACAGAUCUUGGCAAUUCAGAUAGUAUGUUUUUUCCUACUUCAACAGAAGAACAAUAUAAAAUUAAUAUUUAUUACCAAGGAUUGGAUACUAUAUUAAAUAAUUUAAAAUUAUGUUUUUCAGAGUUUGAUUAUUGUAAAAUGAAGCAAAUUUCAGAACUAUUAUUUAAAUGGAAUGAACCAUUAAAUGAAACAACAGCCAAACAUGUCCAAGAAUUUUAUAAACUUGAUGCAGAUAUCAUCCCAGAACUUAGAUUUUAUCGGCAAUAUGCAAAGCUCAAUUUUGUCAUAGAUUAUGAUUAUAUCAACUUCAUUAAUCUUGGCUGUUUGUUUAUUCAGCAUGGUCUUCACAAUAAUAUUCCUUGCAUAUCAAAGUUAUUAUAUAUUGCUUUGUCUUGGCCAGUUACUUCAAGUGCUGAAAAUUCAUUUUCUAUACUGCCCCGUCUUAAAACAUAUUUAUGUCAUACCCUGGGACAAGAGAAGCUUAGCAGCCUAGCCCUAAUGGCUGUUGAGCAGGAAUUGGUAAAUAAACUGAUGGAACCUGAAAGACUCAAUGGAAUUGUGGAAAAGUUUAUCCAUCAGAUGAAAGAAACAUAACACUUGCUAAUUUGAAUUUACCUAAAAAUUUUGUAUUUCUGCUGGAAUGUUUGUUUUUUAUUUCAAAAUUUUAUCUCCUAAGAAAAAAAAUUUUUUUCAUCAGAACAUGUAACAUUCACUUGAUUGAAAAUUCAAAAAAAAUGGACUGAAAAGAGAUAAGUCUCCUUCCCCAUUUUAGUACCCAAUUCCUCUUCCCUGUAGUGUUAUCUGUUUCUCAAAUAUCCUCCUGGAGAUAUUUUUCACAGAUAAUACUCUGCAGUGCAUACCGUUCUUCAACUUGUCCACUUAACGUAUUUUUGAGAUUGUCCUAUGUCAGUACAUAGUUUCUUUUUUUUUUUUUACAACUGCAUAAAAUUUCAUUGUAUGAAUGUACCAUAAUAUAUUUGAGCAGUACCUAACAAUAAACAUUUCAAUUCUUUCUAGUAUUUUGCUAUUAUAAAUAAUCCUGCAUUUAAUAACCUCGUACAGGGGCCUGGGUGGCUCAGUCGGUUAAGCGUCUGCCUUCAGCUUGGGCCAUGAUCCCAGGGUCCUGGGAUCGA